Alternaria rosae is the source of this 2103-nucleotide messenger RNA. RefSeq lists its product as uncharacterized. The transcript is spliced from 3 exons. The record is from RefSeq and is a predicted model, not a curated record. Gene Ontology annotation, molecular function: glycosyltransferase activity. Lineage: Eukaryota; Fungi; Ascomycota; Dothideomycetes; Pleosporales; Pleosporaceae. Gene Ontology annotation, cellular component: membrane. Bases 1 to 2103 code for a protein of 700 amino acids.
AUGGCGAUGUCGGGCAAUACGCUUCCAAGCCCUGCCCUUCAAUCAUUAGAUGCAUCCUUUUUAGACACGAACGAGGCAGGUGUUUCAAAACCCAAGGGCUUCCUCGAUCUUCCCGGUGAACUCCUUAACUGGAUAUAUGAUGACUACCUCUCAGACGUCGGAUUGUCGACGGCCAUAGGUUUCGGCAACGCAUGCCGGACUACCCGGUCGGAGUACAUGCCGUUGUACUUCGGUUCUGUCACAGCUCACAUCCACUUCGUCCUAGUAGAACGCUUCUUCCGGAUAUUUUAUGCUGAUACGUCGGCAUUUCCUCGAAUUCCCGCCUGUAAACUCCUCGUAGAGCUCGGUCAAGACUAUGGCUGGGGAACAUACACCAGUGUCGAUCUCAAGUGGCUAGGCGAAUACCUGCGUGGUCACCCGGACGCCGAGAUCUUUAUUGAGAAAUGGGAGAUGAUGCCAUUCAGUCUGUAUAAGGCGAUUGAUUAUAUCCCGUCAAUCUGCGACAUGUAUUUGCGGCUUAAUGAUAGGGAAGCUGUUAUCCUGCGCGCACAGCCCGUGUCGGUUCAUACUCCGUCUGAUGUGCGUACGCAUGCGUUGGAUUGGGUGUUGACAUUAGUCAUGAAGCCAAAGACUGCACGCCGUAUAUCGGACAGGAACUCGGACCGGAUAGAUCAGGCGGGAGGGGUCUUGACGCUUCUGCAUCCCCGGGGUGGAAUUGAUGGAAAGAAGAUUAGUUCGCUUGAGAUCCAGUCUCGCACCACCACCACCAUGAGGGUGCGAUUGACGCCGUUGCGCCUCGUGUGCGUCGCCAUAACCCUCGUCACCUUCUUCUUCACCUCGCUCGUCUUCCGGCUAUGGCGGGGCGAGCGCGGCUACGACACCUUGCAGGAGCGGCCCCCUCCCGCUGGGCCCGCGCCCGUCUCUCCGGUGCACUUUGGUGAGGAGUGCUCGCCCUUCACCGCCGGCGUCAUGGAGCGCGUCACCAUUGUGCUGAAGAUUGGCGCUGGGGAAGUCGCGACCCAGCUGCCCAUGUAUCUCAACCGGUUGGGAAGGUGCAAACAGGACCUGCUCAUCUUCUCGGAUCGCAAGGACUCGCUCAACGGCUUCGAGAUUGCCGACGCCCUCGCCCACCUGCGCCCGGAGUACAAGUUCAACAACCCCGACUUCGACGUAUACGACCGCAUUCAGGCAACGAAUAGCACCCAGGACAAGACGGAGGAGGGGUGGCGGCUGGACAAGUACAAGUUCCUGCCCAUGAUGGAGUGGACGUCAUACAUGCGGCCCGAGUCGGAGUGGUAUGUCUUCCUGGAACUGGAUACAUACGUCAACUACGACAACCUCUACCGCUUCCUCUCCAACUUCAACCCCAAGACGGCCUACUACUUCGGCUCCCCCGUCUGGCCCAAGAAGAAGACGACCUUCGCACACGGCGGGACUGGCUUCGUGCUAUCGCGCGCAGCGCUGGACAAGAUCAUGGCGCUUGGCAGGAUGUUUGGUGAGAACAAGCACUUCCCCGGAACACACUUCUUCGGCGUCGACGUCAAGAAGCAAUGCUGCGGAGAUGAGAUGUUAGCGCAGGUGCUCAAGAAGAGCGGUGUCUCACUGCGCGGAUACUGGCCCAUGUUCAAUGGCGAGAAGCCGUUCAGCAUGCGUUUCGACAACGAGCAGUGGUGCGAAGCCAUCAUGACAAUGCACCACCUCGGCGAAGACGACUUCACACGACUCUCCCAAUGGGAACAAGCGCGACCGCAUCCCGAACGGCCGCUCAUGUUCGAAGAGCUCUUCACAAUGAUCGAGCCACACCUGCAGGAGAGGGCCGAAGACUGGUCCAACAUGUCCGAAGACGUCACAUACAGGAAGGGCAAGACAGCCUCCAAGUCCUUCGACAACUGCCAACGGGCUUGCGCGAAAGACGGCCGCUGUCUCCAAUUCGAACACGACGGCAUCGAAUGCCGCCUCGGAUACUCCAUCCGAUUAGGCCACCACCAAAGCCGCGAAGGCGAGCGCUCAUGGGUGUCUGGGUGGAUGCUAGGCAGGAUAAAAGUUUUCAAGCAGGCUCGCUCGCCAUGUCAGGGCGCACGUUUUGUUCAUUCGAAUCCUUGA